AUGAGGUUUUUCGACAAAAGGACACAAAAGCAGCAGGAGCUGCAAGAUGAGGGCGGAGAAGGCGGCCUUCGGCACGAGAUGAAGAGUGCUGGUGCAAGGGGAACGAGUGGUGAAAUCGACGAGGAGAAGACCACGGACAACGAAACGUUGGCGAGUCCAUACCCACGACCUGGCUCAAUCGAUUGUGCCCUCUCAUUAGAGAAAGAGAAGGCCGUUGUACGGAAAAUUGACAUGCGGUUAAUCCCGCUUGUGAUGAUGCUCUAUCUACUAGCGUACUUAGAUCGUUCCAACAUCGGAAAUGCCAAGAUCGCCGGCAUGUACGCGGACCUGCAUCUCAACUCGGGGACGUACGAGUGGCUCCUCACCAUCUUCUACAUCUCCUACAUCGUCUUUGAGCCGCUGGCUCUGAUGUGGAAGGUCAUGCCGCCGCAUCGCUGGGCCGCUCUAACCGUCAUGGGCUGGGCCGUGUGCGGAACGCUGCAGGCGGCGGCGUUCAGCUGGCGCGCCAUGAUGGUUGCGCGCUUCUUCCUCGGGGUGUUCGAGGCGGCUUUCUCGCCAGGCGUCCCCUUCCUCCUCUCCUUCUUCUAUACGCGCAACGAACUAGGCGUGCGCUGCGGCCUCUACCUCAGCGCCGCUCCUCUGGCAACGUGUUUCGCUGGCGCACUGGCCUACGGCAUCACGUCUGGAGACUCGUCCGCUAUAGCGUCCUGGCGGCUGCUCUUUCUCGUCGAAGGCCUGCCGGGUGCGGUCGCCGCUGCUCUCACCUGGUUUCUGAUGCCGGAUAGCCCCGAGACGGCGAGCUUCUUGACCCGGGAGGAGCAGGCUGUGGCUAAGGCACGGUCGGUAAGACAGGUGGGCAGCGAGGCCGAGAACCGCGUUGGUGGUGGGCUGCAGUGGAGGGAGGUCGGCGCUACGGUGUUGGACUGGAAGCCGUGGAUCACAGCCUUGAUGUACUUCUCCUGCAAUGUCUCCUUCUCAUCCCUCCCCGUCUUCCUCCCCACCAUCCUCGCUGAGAUGGGCUUCUCCAGGGUCAACGCCCAGGGCGUCUCAGCGCCGCCGUAUUUCCUGGCCUUUCUCCUGGUGAUCCUGACCACUUGGGUUGCGGACAAGACCUCGCAGCGAGGCGCGAUGAUCUUCGCCCUUUCACUCGUCGGCGCGGCGGGUUACAUCAUGCUUGGAACUGCGACGAGCGUCGCAGCGCGCUACACUGGCGUAUAUCUUGCCGCUGCAGGCGUCUUUCCAGCCAUUGGGAAUAUUCUCCCUUGGGUGUUGAAUAAUCAGGGGAAUGAUACCCGGAGAGGGACGGGCAUUGCAAUGCUCAACAUGGUUGGGCAGUGUGGACCACUGCUCGGUACGAGGCUGUAUCCUAGCAACGAAGGACCGUAUUACAGGAAAGGGGUGUGGAUUUGUGCUGCGUUCAUGCUGCUGAAUGGAGUACUGGCCUUGUCUCUGAGGUUCUUGCUGGUGUGGGAGAACAAGAAGUUGGAUGAAAAGCACGGGAUUGUUGACAGCGCGGAAGAAGUUGGCACGAUUGGAGAAGAGAAUGCCGGGCCGAAGUUCAGAUAUAUUUUAUAA
Drepanopeziza brunnea f. sp. 'multigermtubi' MB_m1 is the source of this 1575-nucleotide messenger RNA. NCBI's taxonomy places the organism in Eukaryota, Fungi, Ascomycota, Leotiomycetes, Helotiales, Drepanopezizaceae. The record is from RefSeq and is a predicted model, not a curated record.